GGGCAUCGUUGGUAGAGCGCUAGUGUAAACAGCCUGAGGAACCCGGUGGGCCGGGGAAGUGGGCGCGCUCUGUUCUCCGCGGCCAGCCGGGACGCCGGGCCAGGUGGGGCCGCCUGCGUUUAGCAACUGCUUUCUCACCCCCUGGAUUUGCGAUGUUUGCCACAGCAGCGAGAAGCGCCAUUGUAAUGGGGAUGGGAGGGGUGGAGCCUCCAAGUCCUGUCUCAAUUUAGAUCUCUCACUCUGCUGUUAGGCGCGCCCAUUUCAGAUUACUAAACUCGAAUUAAGAGGGAAAAAAAAUCAGGGAGGAGGUGGCAAGCCACACCCCACAGUGCCCGCGAAUUUCCCCGGCAGCGGACUGUAGCCCAGGCAGACGCCGUCGAGAUGCAGGGCCCACCGCUCCUGACCGCCGCCCACCUCCUCUGCGUGUGCACCGCCGCGCUGGCCGUGGCUCCCGGGCCUCGGUUUCUGGUGACAGCCCCAGGGAUCAUCAGGCCCGGAGGAAAUGUGACUAUUGGGGUGGAGCUUCUGGAACACUGCCCCUCACAGGUGACUGUGAAGGCGGAGCUGCUCAAGACAGCAUCAAACCUCACUGUCUCUGUCCUGGAAGCAGAAGGAGUCUUUGAAAAAGGCUCUUUUAAGACACUUACUCUUCCAUCACUACCUCUGAACAGUGCAGAUGAGAUUUAUGAGCUACGUGUAACCGGACGUACCCAGGAUGAGAUUUUAUUCUCUAAUAGUACCCGCUUAUCAUUUGAGACCAAGAGAAUAUCUGUCUUCAUUCAGACAGACAAGGCCUUAUACAAGCCAAAGCAAGAAGUGAAGUUUCGCAUUGUUACACUCUUCUCAGAUUUUAAGCCUUACAAAACCUCUUUAAACAUUCUCAUUAAGGACCCCAAAUCAAAUUUGAUCCAACAGUGGUUGUCACAACAAAGUGAUCUUGGAGUCAUUUCCAAAACUUUUCAGCUAUCUUCCCAUCCAAUACUUGGUGACUGGUCUAUUCAAGUUCAAGUGAAUGACCAGACGUAUUAUCAAUCAUUUCAGGUUUCAGAAUAUGUAUUACCAAAAUUUGAAGUGACUUUGCAGACACCAUUAUAUUGUUCUAUGAAUUCUAAGCAUUUAAAUGGUACCAUCAUGGCAAAGUAUACAUAUGGGAAGCCAGUGAAAGGAGACGUAACGCUUACAUUUUUACCUUUAUCCUUUUGGGGAAAGAAGAAAAAUAUUACAAAAACAUUUAAGAUAAAUGGAUCUGCAAACUUCUCUUUUAAUGAUGAAGAGAUGAAAAAUGUAAUGGAUUCUUCAAAUGGACUUUCUGAAUACCUGGAUCUAUCUUCCCCUGGACCAGUAGAAAUUUUAACCACAGUGACAGAAUCAGUUACAGGUAUUUCAAGAAAUGCAAGCACUAAUGUGUUCUUCAAGCAACAUGAUUACAUCAUUGAGUUUUUUGAUUAUACUACUGUCUUGAAGCCAUCUCUCAACUUCACAGCCACUGUGAAGGUAACUCGUGCUGAUGGCAACCAACUGACUCUUGAAGAAAGAAGAAAUAAUGUAGUCAUAACAGUGACACAGAGAAACUAUACUGAGUACUGGAGCGGAUCUAACAGUGGAAAUCAGAAAAUGGAAGCUGUUCAGAAAAUAAAUUAUACUGUCCCCCAAAGUGGAACUUUUAAGAUUGAAUUCCCAAUCCUGGAGGAUUCCAGUGAGCUACAGUUGAAGGCCUAUUUCCUUGGUAGUAAAAGUAGCAUGGCAGUUCAUAGUCUGUUUAAGUCUCCUAGUAAGACAUACAUCCAACUAAAAACAAGAGACGAAAAUAUAAAGGUGGGAUCGCCUUUUGAGUUGGUGGUUAGUGGCAACAAACGAUUGAAGGAGUUAAGCUAUAUGGUAGUAUCCAGGGGACAGUUGGUGGCUGUAGGAAAACAAAAUUCAACAAUGUUCUCUUUAACACCAGAAAAUUCUUGGACUCCAAAAGCCUGUGUAAUUGUGUAUUAUAUUGAAGAUGAUGGGGAAAUUAUAAGUGAUGUUCUAAAAAUUCCUGUUCAGCUUGUUUUUAAAAAUAAGAUAAAGCUAUAUUGGAGUAAAGUGAAAGCUGAACCAUCUGAGAAAGUCUCGCUUAGGAUCUCUGUGACACAGCCUGACUCCAUAGUUGGGAUUGUAGCUGUUGACAAAAGUGUGAAUCUGAUGAAUGCCUCUAAUGAUAUUACAAUGGAAAAUGUGGUCCAUGAGUUGGAACUUUAUAACACAGGAUAUUAUUUAGGCAUGUUUAUGAAUUCUUUUGCAGUCUUUCAGGAAUGUGGACUCUGGGUAUUGACAGAUGCAAACCUCAUGAAGGAUUAUAUUGAUGGUGUUUAUGACAAUGCAGAAUAUGCUGAGAGGUUUAUGGAGGAAAAUGAAGGACAUAUCGUAGAUAUUCAUGACUUUUCUUUGGGUAGCAGUCCACAUGUCCGAAAGCAUUUUCCAGAGACUUGGAUUUGGCUAGACACCAACAUGGGUUCCAGGAUUUACCAAGAAUUUGAAGUAACUGUACCUGAUUCUAUCACUUCUUGGGUGGCUACUGGUUUUGUGAUCUCUGGGGACCUGGGUCUUGGACUAACAACUACUCCAGUGGAGCUCCAAGCCUUCCAACCAUUUUUCAUUUUUUUGAAUCUUCCCUACUCUGUUAUCAGAGGUGAAGAAUUUGCUUUGGAAAUAACUAUAUUCAAUUAUUUGAAAGAUGCCACUGAGGUUAAGGUAAUCAUUGAGAAAAGUGACAAAUUUGAUAUUCUAAUGACUUCAAGUGAAAUAAAUGCCACAGGCCACCAGCAGACCCUUCUGGUUCCCAGUGAGGAUGGGGCAACUGUUCUUUUUCCCAUCAGGCCAACACAUCUGGGAGAAAUUCCUAUCACAGUCACAGCUCUUUCGUCCACUGCUUCUGAUGCUAUCACCCAGAUGAUUUUAGUAAAGGCUGAAGGAAUAGAAAAAUCGUAUUCACAAUCCAUCUUAUUAGACUUGACUGACAGUAGGCUACAGAGUACCCUGAAAACUUUGAGUUUCUCAUUUCCUCCUAAUACAGUGACUGGCAGUGAAAGAGUUCAGGUCACUGCAAUUGGAGAUGUUCUUGGUCCUUCCAUCAAUGGCUUAGCCUCAUUGAUUCGGAUGCCUUAUGGCUGUGGUGAACAGAACAUGAUAAAUUUUGCUCCAAAUAUUUACAUUUUGGAUUAUCUGACUAAAAAGAAACAACUGACAGAUAAUUUGAAAGAAAAAGCUCUUUCAUUUAUGAGGCAAGGUUACCAGAGAGAACUUCUCUAUCAGAGGGAAGAUGGCUCUUUCAGUGCUUUUGGGAAUUAUGACCCUUCUGGGAGCACUUGGUUGUCAGCUUUUGUUUUAAGAUGUUUCCUUGAAGCUGAUCCUUACAUAGAUAUUGAUCAGAAUGUGUUACACAGAACAUACACUUGGCUUAAAGGACAUCAGAAAUCCAACGGUGAAUUUUGGGAUCCAGGAAGAGUGAUUCAUAGUGAGCUUCAAGGUGGCAAUAAAAGUCCAGUAACACUUACAGCCUAUAUUGUAACUUCUCUCCUGGGAUAUAGAAAGUAUCAGCCUAACAUUGAUGUGCAAGAGUCUAUCCAUUUUUUGGAGUCUGAAUUCAGUAGAGGAAUUUCAGACAAUUAUACUCUAGCCCUUAUAACUUAUGCAUUGUCGUCAGUGGGGAGUCCUAAAGCGAAGGAAGCUUUGAAUAUGCUGACUUGGAGAGCAGAACAAGAAGGUGGCAUGCAAUUCUGGGUGUCAUCAGAGUCCAAACUUUCCGACUCCUGGCAGCCACGCUCCCUGGAUAUUGAAGUUGCAGCCUAUGCACUGCUCUCACACUUCUUACAAUUUCAGACUUCUGAGGGAAUCCCAAUUAUGAGGUGGCUAAGCAGGCAAAGAAAUAGCUUGGGUGGUUUUGCAUCUACUCAGGAUACCACUGUGGCUUUAAAGGCUCUGUCUGAAUUUGCAGCCCUAAUGAAUACAGAAAGGACAAAUAUCCAAGUGACCGUGACGGGGCCUAGCUCACCAAGUCCUAUAAAGUUUCUGAUUGACACACACAACCGCUUACUCCUUCAGACAGCAGAGCUUGCUGUGGUACAGCCAACUGCAGUUAAUAUUUCCGCAAAUGGUUUUGGAUUUGCUAUUUGUCAGCUCAAUGUUGUAUAUAAUGUGAAGGCUUCUGGGUCUUCUAGAAGACGAAGAUCUAUCCAAAAUCCAGAAGCCUUUGAUUUAGAUGUUGCUGUAAAAGAAAAUAAAGAUGAUCUCAAUCAUGUGGAUUUGAAUGUGUGUACAAGCUUUUCGGGCCCGGGUAGGAGUGGCAUGGCUCUUAUGGAAGUUAACCUAUUAAGUGGCUUUAUGGUGCCUUCAGAAGCAAUUUCUCUGAGCGAGACAGUGAAGAAAGUGGAAUACGAUCAUGGAAAACUCAACCUCUAUUUAGAUUCUGUAAAUGAAACCCAGUUUUGUGUUAAUAUUCCUGCUGUGAGAAACUUUAAAGUUUCAAAUACCCAAGAUGCUUCAGUGUCCAUAGUGGAUUACUAUGAGCCAAGGAGACAGGCAGUGAGAAGUUACAACUCUGAAGUGAAGCUGUCCUCCUGUGACCUUUGCAGCGAUGUCCAGGGCUGCCGUCCUUGUGAGGAUGGAGCUUCAGGCUCCCAUCAUCACCCUUCAGUCAUUUUUAUUUUCUGUUUCAUGCUUCUGUACUUUUUGGAACUUUGGCUGUGAUUUAUUUUUAAAGGACUCUGUGUAACACUAACAUUUCCAGUAGUCACAUGUGAUUGUUUUGUUUUCGUAGAAGAAUACUGCUUCUAUUUUGAAAAAACAGUUUUUUUUCUUUCUAUGGGGUUGCAGGGAUGGUGUACAACAGGUCCUAGUAUGUAUAGCUGCAUAGAUUUCUUCACCUGAUCUUUGUGUGGAAGAUCAGAAUGAAUGCAGUUGUGUGUCUAUAUUUUCCCCUCUCAAAAUCUUUUAGAAUUUUUUUGGAGGUGUUUGUUUUCUCCAGAAUAAAGGUAUUACUUUAGAAUAGGUAUUCUCCUCAUUUUGUGAAAGAAAUGAAUCUAGAUUCUUAAGCAUUAUUACACAUCCAUGUUUGCUUAAAGAUGGAUUUCCCUCGGAAUGGGAGAAAACAGCCAGCAGGAGGAGCUUCAUCUGUUCCCUUCCCACCUCCAACCUAACCCUACUGCCCACCCCACCCCAACCCACCCCAUGCCCAGUGGUCUCAGUAGAUACUUCUUAACUGGAAAUUCUUUCUUUUCAGAAUCUAGGUGGUGAAUUUUUUUUAAGUGGCACGGUCUUUUUCUGCUUGAAAUCUGAUCACACCCCCCAGCCAUUCCCCUCCCUCUCUUUUUCCUCUGUAGAGAAAUGUGAGGGGCAGUACAUUUACUGUGCUUUUCACACCAUCUCAGAGGUUGAGGAGCAUACUGAAAAUUGCCCUGGGGGGUGCUGGGUGUGCUCUCUCCUUCCCACAUCCUCAGCCCCACACCAGCUCUAUUUCAGGGGUGAGAGUCAGAGAGCACUGCAAUAUGUGCUUCAUGGGAUUUCGAUUAGAAGAUCCUAGACCAGGGAGACACUGUGAGCCAGGGAUACAACAAAAUACUAGGUAAGUCACUGCAGACCGACCUCCCUGCAGUUUGGGAAAGAAGCUGGGUUUGUGGAGAAUCAGAGCAUCUUGACAUGACUGCUGACCUAAAGAUCCCUGGCAUUGGCCAGGGAUCCUGUGGAACCUCUUCUAGGUCAGGGGUGUGAGCAUUAGACUGCCAGUUGUCUAGUGACAUCUGAUGCUUGCUGUGAACUUUUUUUUUUUUUUUUUUUUUGAGACGGAGUCUCGCUCUGUCGCCCAGGCUGGAGUGCAGUGGCGCGAUCUCGCCUCACUGCAAGCUCCGCCUCCUGGGUUCACGCCAUUCUCCUGCCUCAGCCUCCCGAGUAGCUGGGACUACAGGCGCCCGCCACCACGCCCGGCUAAUUUUUAGUAUUUUUAGUAGAGACGGGGUUUCACCGUGUUAGCCAGGAUGGUCUCGAUCUCCUGACCUCGUGAUCCACCCGCCUCGGCCUCCCAAAGUGCUGGGAUUACAGGCGUGAGCCACCGCGCCCGGCCGCUGUGAACUUUUAAGAUCCCCGAAUCCUGAGCACCUCAAUCUUUAAUUGCCUGUAUUCCGAAGGGUAAUAUAAUUUAUCUGGAUGGAAAUUUUAAAGAUGAAUCCCCCUUUUUUCUUUUCCUCAUUCUCUCUUUUCUUUCCUUCUCCCUUUCUUCUUUGCCUUCUAAAUAUACUGAAAUGAUUUAGAUAUGUGUCAACAAUUAAUGAUCUUUUAUUCAAUCUAAGAAAUGGUUUAGUUUUUCUCUUUAGCUCUAUGGCAUUUCACUCAAGUGGACAGGGGAAAAAGUAAUUGCCAUGGGCUCCAAAGAAUUUGCUUUAUGUUUUUAGCUAUUUAAAAAUAAAUCCAUCAAAAAUAAGGUAUGCAAAUGUAUCUUUUAAAGUUAAUUUUUAAAAGUGCUCUUAUUUUAGUGAAUUUUCAGAAAUUAUAGUGGAAUGGAUGCUCAUAUAUUGCUUAUGGAUAUUUUGGAACCAAAGUAGGAAUAACUGACAUUCAGUAUUUUAAAGCUGGCAAACCUGUACAUAGAAAAUAGAUCCCCAGACAGUGGUCUAUGAAGAGGGCAGUUAAAUAUCAAAUACUUAAUUUUCUUGCCUUUUUUUCUUAAGUGGGGAAAAGUUUCUAGAUCUCUUACACCUCUGACACAAUCUGUUCUAAAACAGGCACUUGUAAUGUUGGGGCCUCCUUGUAAACGUGUUUUUGCCCUUUACUCUCUGGGAGUUCUUUAAAGGUGAAAUCAUCUUACAAAGAAAUUGGGGGAGGGUCUUGGCAAAGGACUUUCCCCUCCUCUUUCCUGGCCUGGGAACCUUAUACUGACAAUCAAUACUUUAUAUUUUAAAGUAUAUAAUUUAUAGUUAACUUCUAGUGUAAUAUAUUAGGAAACACUAGAAUGGAAAGGCCAUUGGAAGACAGGUCGUAUCUUUUUUAGACCAUAUUUCCUUGUUUAAAAACUAUCAUUUGAAUACUUUUUUGGUGAAGAACUCCAUGUUUUCAAGUUAAAAGUCACCUCAUAGGCCGGGCGCAGUGGCUCAUGCCUGUAAUCCCAGCACUCUGGGAGGCUUAGGCGGGUGAAUCACAAGGUCAGGGGUUUGAGACCAGCCUGACCAAUAUGGUGAAACCCCGUCCCUACUAAAAACACAAAAUUUAGCCAGGCAUGGUGGCAUGCACCUGUAGUUCCACCUACUCGGGAGGCUGAGGCAGGAGAAUCACUUGAACCUGAGAGACAGAGGUUGCAGUGAGCCGAGAUCACGCCACUGCACUCCAGCCUGGGGGACAGAGCGAGAUUCUGUCUCAAAAAACAAAAGACAAAAAAGUCACCUUGUAACUCAUCUUUUUUUAUUGUAAGUUUAUUAAAAAUGAAGAGGACAACGAGAAGGAACAGAAAGGGUUAGCUAGCACUGCCUCCUGGUGCAUGGGGCUGUGCAGAUGUCCCGGCCACUUCUUCCUUCAUACUUCCCUUAGAGAACUUGCUCUGCUACAAGCAGUGGGCUUGGACUAAAAGUGAUUAAAAUACCACAGGCAUAAGGAGAAAAGGAGUAUAUGUAGUAGUAAUAAUUACUAGUAUAAAUUAUUUUCUUCACAUGCUAUGAGUAAUAAUAUUAAAAAACUCAUUUUACCAUUAAGAUUGCUUAUGCUGAAGCUCUUCCAUUUAGAAUACUGUCAAUGUCAUUUACUGGUAUGAACUAAAGUCCCCCUUCUUUUCCACUCACUGGGAACCUAGUAAGACACCAGCAUAUCUCACCUCUCUUUCUGACUGGCCAGUGCUUCCAGAGACUGAAUGUUGGGAAAACCUAGUAGCCAAACAAUUCUAGGACAGAAUCACAUUUUUAUAUUUGGUUCCACCAUCUUAUUACAUUUAGUUAUAGUUUUAAAAAAGAAAUUCAAGCCCAUUAAAAUAUGUCUGGUCAAUGAAAUGCUUCCUUUUAUUGUGUUGUGCUAUUGUACUUUGUUUUUCAAAACAUUGUAAAAAUAGUAUCUUUGGUUUAGUAUUUUGGAUUAUAAUAAUCUGAGGAGCGUUUUGCUUAUGUAGAAUCCAGAUAUAUUUCUGUUACCUAGGAGAUGUUACUUACAUAUGUAAUACCGUAUCCUGCACGUGGAAAUAUUCAGAAUUGUAGAUAGCAUAACUCUCCCUGCUCCUAUUCUUUUGAGCCUAGGUAUAAUUUUAUUUUUUUUUAGAAAAAGACAUAUUUAGCUUUAAUUUCUAUUUAUGCUAAACAUAGUUAUAAGUAGUCUGUCGAUAUAAUACCAACUAUUUUUAUUUUUACAUAAUUCAAUUAUUUCAUUUGACAUGUCUGGCAGACUCAAGACAUUAAAUAAAAAAUUGGAACUAUGA
This is a messenger RNA of Gorilla gorilla gorilla (western lowland gorilla), 8416 nucleotides long. RefSeq names its product CD109 molecule (gene CD109). The transcript has 33 exons. Lineage: Eukaryota; Metazoa; Chordata; Mammalia; Primates; Hominidae. Gene Ontology annotation, molecular function: endopeptidase inhibitor activity. The record is from RefSeq and is a predicted model, not a curated record. Gene Ontology annotation, cellular component: extracellular region. Bases 382 to 4719 code for a protein of 1445 amino acids.